Symbiodinium necroappetens is the source of this 1713-nucleotide messenger RNA. The record is from the annotation of a GenBank genome assembly. NCBI's taxonomy places the organism in Eukaryota, Dinophyceae, Suessiales, Symbiodiniaceae.
AUGCGCAGUCCACUCGCGACUUCACUGGAAGUCUUGGAUCUGUCAGGAAACAACUUGAGUUUCCUUGCUGCUAUACCACCUGCCUGCCAUACGCUUGUCGUCGUUGAGAACAUGCAGCCACUCCACGUUGCUGCCGGUGAAUUGGCAAAGGCUCUCAGAAGGCAAGUUGUUCUGGAUAUGCGGGAGACUAUUUUGCACAAUGAUUCCAUGAAGGACGUGGAGAUGCUACUCAGUUCCCAUGACAUAAGCAGGACAGUUGAUCGAACGAACUUUCGCACGGACAAAGGGUACGCCUGCUUUGAUCUAGAUCGGAGCACCACCACUCUGGAGAUUACACCAGCAAAGCUCAUGCCAGAGAAGUGGUGCAGUUGCUUGCCAGGUUGGCAUGGCACUGGCAUCAACUGCAGCGAGUGUUCUGAAAAUACCUUCAGCACCAACAUGAGUUCGCCAAGUUGCACGGCAUGUCCAGCAAACUCCACCAGCCCGAAGCGCUCCAAGUCAGUGCACGAGUGCAAGUGUCAGCGUGGGUCUGUGCGCCAGGUCGACAGCAACACUUGGAUUUGUGGAUGUCCACCGGGCCGAGCACUCUUGGAGGACUCCUGUGUGUCCUGCGAAGCUCCUCGGUUUCCCCAAGAUGAAGGACGACUUUCAUUCCCUAAUUUUGUAGCCGGCUACGCGGGCCCGCUUUGCAUGGCAUGCAGUGAGACCUACUUCGAGGCAGGCCGCAUGUGUAUCGAAUGCUCGGAAGGAGGUUUCCCACGGUGGCUCAUCAAAGCCGGCGUCUGUCUGAUGCUUGGUGUCCUGCUCUGUGCCUGCGCAGCAGCCGUUGCUUACUUUGUCGAUCACUGGUCUCCGGGCCACCGGGCAGAACAACUGCUGCAGUACCUGGAAGAGACUAUUUUGGGUGAAGGUGUACUCGGCAACAUGCGAAAGAAGCUGCUGAAGAAUGAGAUCCCUUUGCUCAUUCAGAUGUGUCAGCUUUGGGUCGUUGUUGCGGCAUUCGCCAGUGCCGUCAGCCUUGCACAGGAUGAGACUGCGGGAAGCGGGCUUUGGGAAUUGCCUUACAUGGAGACCUUGCAGCUGACCGUUGAGAACAUACAAGAGCUUCUCGACUUGCAGUGCUACUUCGGUGGUGCUCGGGUGCGUCUGGCUAUCGGGCUACUUGCACCGAUGCUCCCGCUUUUGUUGCUUUUCUGCUGCCUGGGUCUCGAGUUCUUCAACGCCGGAGCAGGAGUCAAUGCAGCCUUGAAGAUUUUGACGCUAUUCUUUAUCGGUGGUGCCUCGAAAUGUUUUUCCUUGCAGAGUUGCCAGCGAUUUGAUGCAGGCCAGGCGUUGGUGACGCGUCACGAUGGCAGAGCAGAGUUCUACCUUCCACACCCCUUUUUUUCCAGCGGCCUUAUUCGUAGUCACAGUGUUGUUGCCGUGUUCUGGCCAUGUGCCAUAUGCUACUCCAUCUUGAUCCCGUGCUUCCUGAUCUACCUCUACCUUCGACAGCACAAGCUGUUGCACAUCAAGCGGGCUCCUCUGCAGGUGAACAACGGGAAUAAAGAUGAGUGCAGCUUCUAUGUUGCCAUGGAGGAGCCUGCGUGUGUACUUGCUCCUUUAAGUCGCAGCUUCUUCAGAUUCUCAGGCAUGUCAGGGUCGGGCAUCCUUCCUCGGGCCUCGCUUUGUAGAAGAUGUUGCCUGCUGCCUGCCUUGCUCUUUGCAGUCUAG